CGCUUCCUUGCUGGCCGUACAUUUUUUCUGCUCCAUUCGCAAGCACGUACAUUCAGUUUUACAGAAAAACACAACAUGGCUUCGCUGGCAAACAAGGGAUCGACGCUGGUUUCGACGCUGAUGACCCAGGCGCGUCCGAAGUUCAACGUGUUCAUGAAGUACGCCAAGGUGGAGCUGACCCCCCCGAGCCCCGGCGACAUCCCGGCCAUCCGCGACGGUAUCGCGCGCCUCAUCUCGGGCGCUCGCACCGGCGCCUGGAAGAACCUGACGGUCCGCGAGGCCUGGCUCAACACGCUGAUCACGAUGGAGGUGUGCUUCUGGUUCUACGCCGGCGAGUGCAUCGGCAAGCGUCACCUGGUCGGCUACAAGGUCUAAAAAGGGUUUCCUCGGUGUGAAGGAGCAGGAAGGUGCGUCGUGUGUUUUGUUGCGUCGGGCGAAGGGAACGAGGUAGAACGACAAAAUUUCGGAUAUAGAGCUAUUGUGGAACGAACAUCGUAUUCCUGAAUAAUGAAA
This is a messenger RNA of Anopheles arabiensis, 513 nucleotides long. It is a transcript of the gene ATPsynG, whose product is annotated as ATP synthase subunit g, mitochondrial. Bases 76 to 375 code for a protein of 99 amino acids. Gene Ontology annotation, biological process: proton motive force-driven ATP synthesis. The transcript is spliced from 3 exons. The record is from RefSeq and is a predicted model, not a curated record. Gene Ontology annotation, molecular function: proton transmembrane transporter activity. NCBI's taxonomy places the organism in Eukaryota, Metazoa, Arthropoda, Insecta, Diptera, Culicidae.